GCCAAGUGACUGGUGCUCAGGUUUCUCCUGGCAUGCCCAAGGCCCUCGGCUGUCAGCCAGUUUUCGUUACUAUUAUGCCGGCAUGAUGCUUGAUUCUUACCCCGGCAUUAUAAGGUCAAAAUAAGGCCAGGAUAAUGUGUUAAAGCCUAAGUGUGUCCCGCAGUUUCACAAAGCUGUUUCGAAGUCUCGAUUUCUUGCAAGAUUGAGGAAGUCUCGAAAUCCCGAUUUGUUUGUUUGUCUCUAUAAAUGACGUCUGAACGUCUUAGAGUCUGUAAGUCGCCCACUCGACUUUAAAACACUUUGAAGAGUCGGUUUUGCAAUUUGAAGAAACCAAAAUUAUCUCGGGAUCGGAACAAAAAAGAAAAAACGCUCGUGUUGUUAUUUCCCAAAGUCUCGCAUUUAUUACGCAUUUAUUCAUCACCCCUACUGUUCAACUGCGUCUGUUGUAUUAUUUUCAAGGUAACGCCUCAGCUGUGAGAACAGGUUGAUCCAAUCGCUUUAUUCCUAUUUGGACGUCUUCAAGAACAGUAAUUGAGCUUAAUUUAAGUUUUGUUCAAAACCAGUUCACUUGAUUAAAUUUGUUUGUUUCAGUAAAGUUGCAUCAGAGCUGUAAAACGAGUGGAAGCCUUAAAGGAGUUCAGUCGUGGUAUUUUUAGUUACUUUACAGUUACUUUGACCGCGAACAAACCUGAAAAUAGUAGUUUGCUAAGGUGGAAAAACACAAAGGGAUAGUAAUAAGCCAUACAUGGUUCAAGGCUGGAGAAGAUUGACAUGACUUAUAAACGACGAACUUUAAAAAAUUAGGCUUAACUUUUUAAGAUGCGCAAACCGUGACGUAGCUCCUUCAAUGAUCAUCAAGGUUGUCAUUUUUGUGGCUUUUGUUCAAGCCUUAAAAAGACAGACCUAUUUUCCCGGUACCACCACACGUCAUCAGUUUCGUAAAGCAAGAUAUUUCUGGUUAAAACUUAUCAACUGUGAAAGAGCUAGUUUGCUCUAUGUUGCAAAGAUGUGUGAUUACACAUAAGCAGUGAUAGUUUUAUUUCACAUUUACGAUUAUCCAUAACAUAGCGUGCUUUUGCUUGCUUCUCGUUGUAAAAAAAAAAAAAAAGGAAAGAAAAAGAAAAAAAACCGCACAAAAACACAAAAACAUUUAACGAGGUAAUUAUCAGCAUUGGUACACAUCUUCAAUUCAACAAAAUCAGGGCCGCAACCAGAAAAAAGUGUGACUGAGACAAUGUCGGCCAUGGUUUAUUUAUCUUUCAAGGUAUUAGGGGUGUUCAUGAUUACUAAAAGCAACAAACACGAAAACAAUGACAAUGACAAUGACUCGGUUUGCCUCUUACUAGCUGAAGACCCUAAAAAUAAUCGAAGCCAUCUUCUUCCCUUACAAGCUAUUGUCUUAUUUCAUAACAGGAUUACAUAAAGAGUAGUUCAUAGGUGCAUAGGCUUCUUGUCACGCCCUUUCAAUAUUCUCAGAUGAUGGUUCUGUAGCUCAAACAAUAAGUGAAUGAAGUAAUGAGGCUAAUAGUGUAAACAAAGAUUCCCCUUUGCAACGAUUUCAUCAGUUCUUUUCUUUUCUUAUCUAUUUUAAGAGUUCAGAGAACAAGACGUCAUGGACAACACAGAAAACGUUCUUAAAUCCAUCUGCAUAGGACUGCUUGUUGCCAAUUUCCUUCUCAAGACCGGUCGUGGUCUAAAAGCCAUCGAGUUGUGCAAAGAAUGUGUGAUUUCUCUGAAUAAGAAAGUGGUGCAGAGAGAAGAGCCGUAUUUCAAACUAAUUAACUAUUUAACCCGUCGAACAAUGUUUAAGGCGUACCGUGUUAUCCGUGAUUACACAAAUGUGAUAGAAUGCGGCAGAAAACUUCUUUUGAUACACCGCGAACGUGGCGAAACAGCGGAAGAAAGAGAGCUUACCAUAGUACUAGCAGGAAUAUCUGAACGUCAGUAUAAACAUGCAGAGGCAAAAGUGUUUUAUGAACAAGCGAUCAGAAUCAUGAUGGAAACUAACGACAGAAAGGGAUUAGCGGACGCAUAUGAAAAAUUUGCGAAUUUGUCUUAUUGUCUCAGUGAAUAUGCCAAAGCCCAAGAAUACUUCAACAAAGCACUUGCCAUCAGAGUGAAAAUUGGUGAUAGAAAAGGAGAAGCAUCAGAUUACGCGAAUCUAGGAACUGUAUUUCAAUCUCUUGGAAAUUAUGUGGAGGCCAAAGAAUUUCAAGAUAAAGCACUUGCGAUCAGCAUAGAAAUUUGUGACCGGUACAUAGAAGCAAGAGCUCACGGAAACCUAGGAACUGUGUUUCAAUAUCUUGGUGAAUAUGGCAAAGCUAAAGAAUAUUAUGGGAGAGCACUUACGAUCACAAUGGAAAUUGGUGACAGAAAAGGAGAAGCAAAAGCUUACGGAAACUUAGGAACUGUGUUUAAUUCCCUCGGGGAAUAUGUCAAAGCUAAAGAAUAUCUAGAAAAGGCACUUGCCAUCAACAUAGAAAUCGGUGACAGGAAGGCAGAAGCAGUAUCCUACGCGAACCUAGGAAAUGUGUUUCAUUUUCUUGGUGAAUAUUUCAAAGCCAAAGAAUGUCACGGGAAAGCGCUUCCGAUCUGGAUAGAAAUUGGUGAUAGAGACGGAGAAGCGACAGAUUACGCGAAUUUAGGUGCUGUGUGUCAAUCUCUCGGUGAAUAUGUCAAGGCUAAAGAAUAUCUAGAAAAGGCACUUGAGAUCAAAAUAGAAAUUGGUGAGAGAAAUGGAGAAGCAGGAUGCUACGGACACUUAGGAUUGGUGUUUCGAUCUCUCGGUGAAUAUGUCAAGGCCAAAGAUUAUCUAGAAAAGGCACUUGCAAUCAAAAUAAAAAUUGGUGACAGAAGUGGAGAAGCAACAGAUUACGGAAACCUAGGAAAUGUGUUACGAUGUCUUGGUGAAUAUACCAAGGCUACAGAAUGUCUUAAAAAAUCUCUUUUGAUGACUCAAGAUAUUGGACUUGGCGAGAAAGAGUUUCAAUGUCUAUCUCAACUCGCGUUAGUAAAGCUAGACGAAGGAAAGAUCCGGGAAGCAGUUCACUAUUUGCAAUUGAGCAUUAAAAAAAGCGAAAAUUUGCGAGGUUUUCUACACGGCAACGAUCAAUUUAAGAUAUCGUUUUCAGACGUGUGCCUGUUUUCGUACCAGCAGCUCAGUGCAUUAUUUGCUUCUGGUGGAAAUCCUAACGAUGCCCUUUAUGUUGAAGAACUUGAACGGGCUAGAGCUUUAGCAGACUUGAUGGCACAUCAGUACUCUCUUGAAAACAAGCAAAUUUCAGCUAAUCCGCAGUCAUGGAUCGGCAUUGAAAACAUUAUGACAAAACAAAGGAACUGUGCGUGUCUGUACAUUACCUAUUAUGCUCAAUCGCAAGUUGUGUUUCUUUGGAUUCUCAAGGCAAGCGGGGUCAUUCACUUCCGUCAAAUAACAGCAAAUGAAGACAUAUUUUGUGACGGAUUAGUUCCUAAAUUGGAUGACUUUUUUACCAAAAGCUUCCGUAGCUUUGGCAUUUUACCCGACAAGGAUUGCGAAGAUCGAUCAUUCAAUAAUGUGGAACCAAAACUAAAAUCAUCACAGGAAGGGAGUGAUGCAGCUCUGCGACUUGUUGAGGAAGACGCCGAGGAAGGCCAACAUUACGAAUCGAGCCUUUCGUCGUGUUACCGAAUGCUCAUCAACCCUGUGGCUGACUUACUUGGCAAUGAGGAGCCUGAAAUUAUCAUUGUUCCCCAUCGCUUCUUGUACAAAGUUCCAUUUGCGGCAUUACAGGACGCAAAUGGGAAGUAUUUAUCAGAGACUUUAAGGCUCCGCAUCGUUCCUUCGUUGACAACUCUAAAGCUCAUCCAGGACAGUCCAACCGACUAUCACAGUGACACUGGUGCACUGAUUGUGGGUGAUCCCAUGGUUGGUCGGGUGUUUUACAGGGGAAGAGUUGAAAACUUCAAACCAUUGGAAUUUGCAAGAGCGGAAGCAAGGAUGGUUGGACAACUGAUGGGCGUUCAACCUCUGCUAGGAGAACAGGCAACAAAACAAGCUGUUCUUGACAUGAUACACGGCGUGAGUCUGGUACACUUUGCUGCACAUGGUAAUGCUGAAAGAGGAGAGAUUGACCUUGCGCCAACUGCGACAACUGUUACUGAGCUUCCUGACGAAAAAGAUUACCUAUUGACCAUGUCCGACAUUUCCCGAGUUCAACUACGAGCGAAGCUGGUGGUACUUAGCUGCUGUCACAGUGGAGGCGGGCAGAUCAGGGCUGAGGGAGUUGUUGGAAUUGCUCGAGCUUUUUUAGGAUCCGGAGCACGUUCAGUGCUGGUGGCACGCUGGGCGCUAGGAGACAAAGCAACAGAACAGCUUAUGGGGUGUUUCUACAAGCACCUUGCUGAAGGGGAAAGUGCUAGUGAAUCUCUUCACGAGGCCAUGAAGUGGAUGAGAGGCAACGGCUUUCCCGAGGUUGCCGACUGGGCACCGUUUAUGCUGAUUGGAGAUAACGUGACACUUCAGUUUGGAAACGUCGGAAGUCAAGUUGACUGAAAUUGGAAAAGAGACCGAGAAUUGGUGUUAAGAGCCUGUGAGAGGACUUGAUAGAGGCUGCCAACAAUGGGAGGCAUUGCCUUAAAAUUGACUUUGAACACAAUUUGUAUAUAAUUAAUUUUUAAGUUUAAUUUUUUUUCCAAACCUAGUUUGCCUUUAUUUGUUUGCUUGUUUGUUUUGUCAAGCCAUUGUAAGAGCGAGCAGAAAUUUCACAAUUUCUGGCAAGUACAAAACAUAAAUCAAGGCUUUAUUUCAGUGAUGAAAUGAUGAAAUGUCCAGGACAAUUCUAAAAGAAAAGGCUUUUCGCUUUGCCAGCUGUUAGACAAGCGAUUCAGCGAUUCAAGGAUUUUUCUACAGUUGUUUCAUUUCCAUUUCAUUUCUCUCUAUGAAAAAAAAAAAAACAAUUCAGUUAAGCCAGUUUCAAUGACGUUUCUUGUGAAGAACAAAUCGUCCAUGCAAGCGUUUCUUGAUCGGCAAUACCACUCCGGUGAGCAGAGGUUAGGUGUAUCACGUCUAUUUCGGCCAAUCAGUUCAACAGAAAAAAUCAUGGUGGAUUAUGGCAUUAUAUAAGUGAAGAUUGUUACUUGAAUCGUGUUCCGAAAGUACGAAGAAUCAAGCUGUUAUAACUGAUAUCGAACUGUUGGACUCCAUAAGUUGAGGUCGCAAAUUGCAAAAAAUAAUAAUUUUAAUCAUUCUUAGCAUUUAUUGUUGAAAAAUAGUUUUUAGUAAGGUGUCCCUACUGUAAUUAAUUGACAGUUAUCUCUCGAUUUCGCGUUUUCCAGACGUUCACAUUUUUAAAUGUGUAGUAACCUAAAAGUUACUCUUAGAUCUAAUGACUAAUUCAAGUACCAGUACUUAUCUUAGGCCCAGUUCAGACGCCGAACUUUUCAUGAGCCGAACCAAAUACAUUGAAUUAAGUA
Molecule: messenger RNA, 5451 nt
Organism: Orbicella faveolata
Lineage: Eukaryota; Metazoa; Cnidaria; Anthozoa; Scleractinia; Merulinidae
Product: tetratricopeptide repeat protein 28-like
Molecular function (GO): protein binding
Source: RefSeq, a predicted model, not a curated record